AUGACGUCUAACUGCUCCCCAGCCUCCAUCAAGAGCUGCCCCCAGUCACCCUCUGUCUGCUCCAGCAGCACGAGCUGCCGGCUGGAGCUGUGCCUGGGUUACGUCUGCCAGCCCGGGAUGUGCGUGCCCUCUGUCUGUGCGCCCACCCCCUACCGGCCAGCCACGUGCCUCUCAAAGGCACUAGCCAGCUCCUGCCAGCCCGGCAGCUGCCGCCCGACCAGCAGAAGCUCCGGCUCCGUGGGUUCCUACAGCCGAUACUUUGAGGGUUCCUUCAAUGGCGAUGAGAAGGAGACCAUGCAGUUCCUGAACAACCACCUGGCCAGCUACCUGGAGAGGGUGCGCCAGCUGGAACGAGACAACGCGCAGCUGGAGAGCCGCACUCGAGGCGCCUCCCGGUCUCCAGCGCCUGCCUUGGGUCCUGACUAGCAGUCUUAUUUCAAGACCAUCGAGGAGCUCCAGCGGAAGGUUCUGUACACCAAGGCAGAGAAUGCCAGGAUGAUCGUGCACGUCGACAAUGCCAAGGUGGCUGCCGAUGUCUUCAGGACCAAGUACGAGAUGGGGCUGGCCAUGUGGCAGCUGGUGGAGGCCGACACCAGUAGCCUGUGCAGGGUGCUGGAUGAGCUGACCCUGUGCAAGGCCGACCUGGAGAUGCAGGUGGAGUCCCUGAAGGAGGAGCUGAUGUGUCUCAAGAAGAACCACGAGGAGGAAGUCGAUGCCCUCCUAUGCCAGCUUGGGGACCGCCUUAACGUUGACGUGGACGCCGCAACCCCCGUGGACCUGAACAGGGUUCUGGAAGAGAUGUGGUGUCAGUACGGGGCCCUGGUGGAGACUAAUCACAGGGACAUGGAGGAAUGGUUCACCAGGCAGAUGGAAGCACUUAACCAGCAGGUAGCCACAAGCUCUGAGCAGCUCCAGAGCUACCAGUCAGACAUCAAUGAUCUGAGACGAACGGUCAACACGCUGGAGAUCGAGCUGCAGGCCCAACACAGCCUGAGAGACUCUCUGGAAUCUACCCUGGCAGAGACGGAGGCCCGCUACAGCUCCCAGCUGGCCCAGAUGCAAUGCCUGAUCACCAACUUGGAGGUCCAGCUGGCCGACAUCCACUGUGACCUGGAGCGGCAGAGCCAGGAGUACCGGGUGCUGCUGGAUGUCCAGGCCCGGCUGGAGUUUGAGAUCAGCACGUACCAGGGGCUGCUGGAGAGCGAGGACUGCAAGUACCUGGGGUGUGAGAGGUUUGGAGGAGGUUAUAGGAAGCAACUGGAUCUACCCAUAAGGUACAGCCCUGUCAUGAUUAAUAAGGGAUUAGGAAGCCGGGAUGAUCCAAAGACGUCAGGCAGGUCUUCAUGCUGCCAUCCCACACCUGGCCCAUUGGGACCAUUCUGCUCCAUUCCAAGUUGGCAGACUCCUUCUAAGUGCUCAGCGUGUGCCAGCAUGUGCCAGGGGAUACUGAGACGGAUGAUGACAAAGCAUCUGUUCUCAAGCCUUUUCCAUCUCCAGGGAGACAGACAUGCCACUGGAGAUCAUACUGGGGAAGGGUGGAUGUUUGGGGCACUUGGAAGGAUUAUGUAGCUUCAUGUGUUGAGCUGUGGUGGAAAGGAGGACAGGAAAGAUCAGCUGGGCCCCAUUCAA
Molecule: messenger RNA, 1629 nt
Organism: Orcinus orca (killer whale)
Lineage: Eukaryota; Metazoa; Chordata; Mammalia; Artiodactyla; Delphinidae
Product: keratin, type I cuticular Ha2
Molecular function (GO): structural molecule activity
Source: RefSeq, a predicted model, not a curated record